GAGCAGGAGCGGGGAGGCCCGGGGACGCAGGAGUGUCCGCGAGCACAGAAAAGCGCGGCGCAACGGGCUGGGGACCAAGAGGUGCGUCCCCCGCUCCGCUCUGCACGGCUCCUCCCGCCCACGCUGCUGUCCCCACCGCGGUCCCGCCCGGGCCCGCCCCCGCCCCGGCCCGCCCCCUCCACCCCCGCCCCGGCCCCGGCCCCGGCACCGCAGAUAGGCCGAGGCCCCGCCGCCCGCUGGCCACUGUCGCCCUGCCCGGCCAUGCCCGCGGACCUCAGCGUCACCUGGAACCUGCUCAGCAGCGACAACUUCGACGGCUACAUGCUGGCCUUAGGUAUUGACUUUGCCACUCGUAAGAUAGCCAAGUUGCUGAAGCCACAGAAAGUGAUGGAGCAAAAUGGGAAUUCUUUUGCCAUCCACACAUACAGCAGCCUGAGGAACCACCUCGGUACGUUUACGGUUGGAGAAGAAUUCGAGGAAGAGAAUAAAGGCCUGGAUAACAGAAAAUGCGAGAGCCUGGUCACCUGGGACAGUGACAGACUCACCUGCGUCCAGAAGGGGGACAAGAAGAACAGAGGCUGGACCCAUUGGAUCGAAGGGGACAAGCUCCACCUGGAAAUGUUCUGUGAAGGCCAAGUGUGCAAACAGACUUUCCAGAGAGCCUGAGCUGUCUCCGUCCCCAGAGCCCACGUGUGACAGCAGCCUUAAUGGUGACUCCUCUUCCCAAAUGAACAGAUGUUACUCUGUCCGGGUUUGGUGACGGGAACUUGUGGUCGGGGAGACGCCUCACCACCUGUCCCCGAAGCCAUUUACUCGGAUUGUGGGAAAACUGCUCAGUUUCAAUAAACCUGUCCAACGAC
This is a messenger RNA of Prionailurus viverrinus (fishing cat), 860 nucleotides long. RefSeq names its product retinol binding protein 7 (gene RBP7). The coding region runs from base 262 to 666 and encodes 134 amino acids. Gene Ontology annotation, molecular function: fatty acid binding. Gene Ontology annotation, biological process: fatty acid transport. Lineage: Eukaryota; Metazoa; Chordata; Mammalia; Carnivora; Felidae. The transcript has 4 exons. Gene Ontology annotation, cellular component: nucleus; cytosol. The record is from RefSeq and is a predicted model, not a curated record.